CACACACACACACACGCACACAGACACAGGUGAGGUGUAUCCGUUCACUCGGAGUCUGCCCGCUCACUUUCAUUGGCAGACGUCAGGUCCAGGAAGAGGCACAUGCGCACCGACGCUGCCACUCCCUCCGCAGCGCUUCGGUUUAUGACUGCUGGUACUGCUGCAGGUUACCACAGCAGCACACCGAUCACCCACCGCCCCUCUUCCACUCUCCGCCUCUCGACUCUUGCAUGUCCCCUCCCACCCACGCCACACGUGUCGGGCGCGACGCAUCACGUCCCCCGCACUCCCUCUUGCCAGACGUGCCCACAGCGUGCGAGUGUGGUGGGGUGUGCCACUCCGCUUUCAUUGCACCAGCGCCCGGCGCCUGGUCGAUAGCCACAUCCACAAUGCAGAAGAGAAAAUACAACACGUUACGCCCUCAUUCUCCUCAUUUUCGGACGGAGCACCCGCCCGAACCGCGCGCCUCUUCCCUCCUGAGGUGUGCGUUGGCCUUCGCCCCCCGCCGCUGCCGCCUCCGCGCCAAGACGGGUCGCACCUCGAGAGCGGCGGGAGUGACUGUGCGGCCGAAACAAACGGGACAAGAUCCGCUGUGUAGCGGAACAGCAGAGAAACGUGGUUGA
Molecule: messenger RNA, 623 nt
Organism: Trypanosoma grayi
Lineage: Eukaryota; Euglenozoa; Kinetoplastea; Trypanosomatida; Trypanosomatidae
Exons: 1
Source: RefSeq, a predicted model, not a curated record